Molecule: messenger RNA, 731 nt
Organism: Phragmites australis (common reed)
Lineage: Eukaryota; Viridiplantae; Streptophyta; Magnoliopsida; Poales; Poaceae
Exons: 1
Coding region: 99-647 (182 amino acids)
Source: RefSeq, a predicted model, not a curated record
UCUAUCCACCGAGUGCACUGCUGACUGCUCUGCUCAACUAAGAAAUACCUCGCUAGCUAAGAAACAGCAACCACGCCUCUGUCAGGCAGCUCGACGCGAUGGCGUCGGCCACCGGCAACUCCAGCCUGAGAAGCUGUUCCUCGCUGCCGAACCUGCUCGUCUGGCUCCUCAACCUCUCCCUCCUCGUCCUCGCCGCCGCCGCGCUCGGCCUGGUUUUCCUCCUCCGGCCCCGCCCGACGCCCUUCGGCUGGGCGCUCGUCUCCGUGCACACCACCACCCUGCUCUCCGCGCUCACGGCCCUGUACGCCCAGCUCACCCAUCUCUGCUUCCCCGCGCACGCGGCGCUCGCGCUCGCCGCGCUCUCGAGCCACGCGGUCGCGUCCCUUGCUUUCUUCCUCCGCCACGACCACAGCCUCCAGCUCCUCGGGUCCGCCAGGGACCGCCGGGAGCAGUUCGUGCUGGCUUUCCUGGAGGAGGUGCUGCUGCUGGGCAUGUUCCUGGUGCAGGCCGUGGCGCUGGCGGCCACGUGCGUGGUGAGCCAGCGGUGGGCGAGGGAGUACGAGGCUGCUGAGACGGAGAAGGCGGCCGUGGCGAGGAAGCGGGGGAGGAAGAUAGGGUACAGGCGGAGUCGGCGGACGCCGGGGUGAAGGCCGUCGACGAGAAGGUGAUGAGGAGCAGCAGCGACAAGAAGGUGCACUGGGCCAAGAACGAUGGAUUCGAGGAAUGCUGAA